This is a messenger RNA of Funneliformis caledonium, 339 nucleotides long. The record is from the annotation of a GenBank genome assembly. Lineage: Eukaryota; Fungi; Glomeromycota; Glomeromycetes; Glomerales; Glomeraceae.
AAUUUGGAAAACAUAAUUGAACAUCCUAAAGAUGAUACAAUUAUGUAUAACAAUAAUGAAAAUGAUGAUAAUAUUCAAAAAUUUGAACAAAUUGAAGAGAUGGUAGCUGAUGCUGAUUCAGAUAGUAAUGACGAUGAUGUAAAUAAUUUGUUAGAAUCUAUAGAAUCCAUAUCUGAUGCUGAAAUUGAAAAUUUUGAUUUUGAUCACAUUUCUAAUUAUACCUUAUAUAUUCCUGAGCAAACUGAGCAAAUAACUUUGAUAGAUACAAGAUCUACUUCAAAUCAGAACUUUCCAUCCUUUCCAGAUGCUGCUUAUACUGAAUUUAUGGAACUUAUAUAA